Messenger RNA from Haliotis rufescens (red abalone), 3537 nucleotides. RefSeq names its product hsp90 co-chaperone Cdc37-like. The record is from RefSeq and is a predicted model, not a curated record. NCBI's taxonomy places the organism in Eukaryota, Metazoa, Mollusca, Gastropoda, Lepetellida, Haliotidae. Gene Ontology annotation, biological process: protein stabilization; protein folding. The transcript has 11 exons. Gene Ontology annotation, cellular component: cytoplasm. Gene Ontology annotation, molecular function: heat shock protein binding; protein-folding chaperone binding; protein kinase binding. The coding region runs from base 112 to 1251 and encodes 379 amino acids.
AAUAUUCACUGCUUACUUUUUAGCCAAUCAGAGUGUAGUGAAAAGUUCACUGCGUUCGGCCUUACUUCCGAAUUAUAACUUCCUGAUCAGAGGCAUCGUCCCUUCCACACUAUGUCGCAGAUUAAUUACAGCAAGUGGGAUCACAUCGAGAUCUCCGAUGAUGAGGAUGACACUCACCCAAACAUUGACACAGCCAGUUUGCAUCGAUGGCGCCACCAGGCCAGGGUGGACAGGAUGGAACAACAAAAGAAAAAGAAAGAUGAUUUGACUAAGGAUUUUAACAAACAUCAGCAGAAGUUAGUUGAAGUGAAACACAGGCUGAAAGAGGCAGAGGAGCAAGCAUCAACUGACCUGGAGAAGUUGAAGAUAGAAGUGUCUGAGUUGGAGAAACAAGAAAGUGACUUCAAGAAAAAAGAAGCAGAACUCUUGAAAGAGGAAAAGCUAACUCCCCUUAACAUCGACACAAUAUGUCAUGAUGGAAUGUCAAAAACAGUGAUCAACAAGCCCAAGCCUGCACCAGAAACACUCUCAGAUGAUGAGAAAGCCAAGAAACAGAAAGAGUUCUCCAACAAAUAUAAAGACAAGAUUAAGAAGUAUGGGAUGCUGAAACGCUACGAGGACAGCCAGCAGUUCCUGGCCGACACGCCGGACCUAGUGUGUGACGAGACUGCCAACUACCUGGUGCUGUGGUGUGUGGAUCUCGAAAUAGAAGAGAAACAUGAGCUGAUGUCCCAUGUAGCUCACCAGGUGAUUGUCAUGCAAUUUAUCCUGGAGCUGGCCAGGUCCCUGGAAUGUGACCCGCGUAGCUGUGUCCGGGCAUUCUUCUCUAGGAUCAAGCUAGGGGAGAAGCAGUACAUGGAUGCUUUCAACGAUGAGCUGUCGGCCUUCAAAGGUCGCGUGGCGACAAGAGCGAAGGCCCGGGUAGAGGAAGCUAUGAAGGAGUAUGAGGAGGAGGAGCGACAGAAACGUCUGGGACCUGGUGGCCUUGACCCCCUGGAGGUGCUGGAGACACUACCUGAGACUUUGAAGAACUGUUUUGAAUCAAAAGACAUUGAAUUGUUGAAGAAAGUGAUCCUGGAUCUGCCCAAAGAAGAUGCCGAGUACCACAUGAAGCGGUGUGUUGAGUCCGGGCUGUGGGUGCCCAACGCAGCAGACUUGCCCGGGGGCCUGAACACAGAGGAUGCGGCUGGAGGACAGAAUGGCACAUCCGUGGAAGAGGAGGAAGAGGAAUAUUAUGACACGGUUGACUGAGAGGGAGAUGGAACCACUUGUUUUUUGAUAGCUCUACCUAAACAACUCUGGUGAAUGUAUCAGUAUUGUUCUUACAUGAGACGUCAGUUCUGUGGUCUCAUUGUUAAGCAGACCAUGAUACAACAUUGGCUGUGGUCUCAUUGUAAAGCAGACCAUGAGACAACAUUGGCUGUGGUCUCAUUGUAAAGCAGAACAUGAGACAACAUUGGCUGUGGUCUCAUUGUAAAGCAGACCAUGAUACAACAUUGGCUGUGGUCUCAUUGUUAAGCAGAACACGAGACAACAUUGGCUGUGGUCUCAUUGUAAAGCAGACCAUGAUACAACAUUGGCUGUGGUCUCAUUGUUAAGCAGAACACGAGACAUUGGCUGUGUUCUCUUUGUUAAGCAGAACAAUUGGGUGACUGUAUGAAAUAGUAAGAUAGUGUACAAAGGUCUACACAAUACUCUGCAGUCAUGGCUUUGAUUAAACAGAGCAUUCAAGUGUUAAACAAAUGAAGACAACACAAGUCACCAAACAUCAGCUUUGUGAUUUUAUUCUUCAUAGGGUAUUUUUUUACACAAACUCCAAUAAGAUUUGAUAGUGUGAUAAGGAUAAGUCAUUCAAUGCUCAAAGUUAUUGAUUACUCUCCCAAGUGGCACAUACCUUGCCGAGGCAUGGGAUAGAGGACAUUCAUUCAACUCAGUCAACUGGGAAGGAUACUUCACUGUACCUUGCAGCUUGUAAUUGUUCCUGUGAAAGUAUCUCUGAUCUGAACAUAUCAUAUGCUCUGAUGGAUUUCCUUGUUGGUCAGGUUGUGGAUCAGGGUUUACAGUAGUGUGCUGCUGCUGUUGCCACUGCCAGUCCACUGCUUCCUAGCUGAGAGGGUUUCCCCUGCUUUGUGUGCUCCCUGUCUGAGACGGUUUCCCUGGCUGAGAGGGUUUCCUUGUCUGAAUGGGCUUCCCUGUCGGAGACAGUUUCCCUGUCUGAGAGGGUUUUCCCAGGUAUGUGGGCUCCAUGUCUGAGAGGGUUUUCCCAACUAUGUGGAUUCCCUGUCUGAGAGGGUUUCCUUGUCUGAGAGGGUUUUCCCAGCUAUGUGGGUUCCCUGUCUGAGAGGGUUUCCUUGUCUGAGAGGAUUUUCUCAGUUAUGUGGGUUCCCUGUCUGAGAGGGUUUUCCCCACUGUGUGGGUUCCCUAUAAAUGGUUUCCCUGUCUGAGACGGUUUCCCCUGCUAUGUAGGCUCCCUGUGAGUGGUUUCCCAGUUUGAGGGCAUUUCUACUGUGUUGGUUCACUGUCUGAAUGGGUUUCCUUGUGUGCCUUUGUUGCUGGUCACUGUAGUUUGUUCUCACCUGGUGAAUCAAGGUAACCAUGGUAAUUGGAAGUAAUUUUUGUUUUGUUGUAUUUUCCAGUAGUGAAACACUGUUACUGUGGUGGCCAUCUCGUCAUUGUAGUCCAAACUGUCUGUGCCAAAAAUUGUUUGGGUCCACAUCCUAAAUUUGUCAUUUGGCAUUUCUCACUGCAGCUGCAGUUGUUUCUAUGUGGACUAUUGUUAGCUGAGCUUACUGGACAAAUAUCAAUUUCACUUAACAUUUGACUAGUGGCUAAAGUUACUCCAAUUUGGAGCUGUUGUAGGUAGCGCUACAACUAUCGUAAGUCUAUGUUAAGGUAAGGGAGUUACGAUCAUCUUAGCUUUAAGAUCACUUUGUACAAGGGGACACUGGGCCCCGUUCCACAAAGCGAUCUUAACGCUAUGACUGUCGUAAGGCAAUGUUAAAAUAUAGGAGUUACGAUCAUCUUAGUGCUACGAUCGCCUUGCAGAACAGAGCCGUGAUGUGUUGAAUGUAUGGAUAACUGUGGUUUUACUGUAUUUUGAUAUUCAUGUUCAUUUGUUAAUGAAUUGAUUUUAGUUGAGAUGUUCGUAUGGUUUGCUUUCAAAUACUUGAAACUCUUUAAGGAUGUUAUGUUUAUUUCACAGUGUGUGCUUGUAGCGUUGCUGUCUGUGUAACAUAAUUGUACAUAGUAUGGUGUAAGUUGCGUAUUGAAGAAACUUCCCAAGAAAAAAACUGUUUUGUGUAACUCUGUAUUAAACAUAGACUGAACACUUAAGAUUUCUUGUGCUUUAAUAUUUAUAUGGUCACAUUUAGUUUCUGUUUGAGUAUCUUUGUAAGCUGGUUUGUGAGAACCUUCAAAACAAAGGAAAUGUAUGAAAUAUACCUUCAGCUUUCUUGUGUUAACUGAUGCUUAUGACAAAACAUUCAUAUAUAAAGCUAUUCUUUUUGUAUUUAUAUGGAAUAAAUUAUGUCCAAUAAA